AUAUAUUUUAAACAGUUUAAUCAUAUGUUUAUUUAAAUGUUUAACUAAUUUUAAUACUUAAAAUAAAAUACCAAUAUUUAAAAAUACUGUUAGUAGUUAUGUGUUAUGUGAUUGUUUAUGAAGUGUAGCCUCCUGCAGCGCAGUUGCUUUUCCCUUGAUGAAUAGUAGAAAAUCUAAAUUAAUAUAUUUGCUAACAAAUUAUCAGUAGAUAUCAAAAGAUUUAAGAAUUUUUUUAAAUUUUAGGCGAAAUAAAAAUUUUGUAUGACAGUACUGACAGUGACAGAAUGCUUUGGCAUGAUGGCCGAUUUCGAUGUUUAAUGGAUAGUUGUUAUCAAUAUUGAAUACCUAAUUACUAAAUCUCUAAAGUUUUGAUUUAUGUUUUAUGAAUAUACUUGGAAAAUACUACAGAAUUUAACUUUCUGACAUAAACUUAAUUAACAAUAAGGUAAAUUUUAUACAAUAUUUUUAAUAAGUAAAGUAAAUAAAUUUUAAGUUCACUCAAAUAAAUAAUCGAUUACUGCCAUCGACCACUUACAUUCAAUCUCAGUUAAUUUGAUUAAUCGCGGCAGGUAAAGUGAAAUUCUUCUUUCAGUACAAUAAAGUGUUACUUGACUGCCGCAAAUGGCAGCAAAUGAGUACAAUAAUGAAUGACUUUAGUGACGAUUGGCGAUAAAAGUAAAUAUUUGCAUUUUAGAAUAACCAUAACAAUAACAAGCUGCAUUUACUAACACUAAUUUAGUAUUUACUGAAAUUAUAAUAAAGAAUAGUUUCAGGCAUACACUGUUGUCAAACUUGUGGGAAAAAAUACAAAUCAACUACGAGUCUGAAGUGCCACAUGAAAUAUUAUUGUGGAAAAGAUCCAUCCAUGGUCUGUCACCAUUGUGGCUACAAAACGUAUCAUAAAGGAAACUUAAAGUACCAUGUACUAAAACACCAUCGAAAGGAAGAGAACCUAACAAACAAGCACUCAAUUACAUUAAGCGAUUGUUUUUUUCAUUGUGACACCUGCGGUAGACCAUAUAAAUUAAAAACAUCACUGAGAGAGCACAAAAGAAAAUAUUGCCAGAUUGGACCACAGUUUGCUUGUCCACAUUGUCCAUAUAAAGCUAAGUUAAAGGGAAAUCUUAGAAGACAUAUAAUUCUGAGACAUGAAGUUUUAUAAAAAUUUUACCAUAUCUCCCAAUUUUAUUUUGUAUUUUUUAUUUAUGUUUAAUAUAAAUUCAAAAUCAUAUCAAAGUUUUUUAUUAUAGGUUUUUUCUUAACAAUUGUGGGCUUUGUUUUUUGGUUUCAUACAGCAAUAUACUGUUUUUAUGAGUAUUACGCCGUGUUGAAGUUAAUGUAAAAAGAACAAAAACUAAAUUUUGCCAUUAAUUUUGUUUUAGUCUUAGUUUUUUUGGCUUAGUUACGUUAUAUUCCAAAUUGCGAUAGCAAUUUUUUUUUCAUUUUGGUGUUAUUUUUGUCUGACCUUAUAUAUUUUUAUGUCGUGUUAAACAUAAGCAUUUCGAAAAUUAAAAAUUUUGACCGAAGUAUAUCUUAUGCCAUGUCCUAGAAUUAGUCAGUUAAAGUCAAUUUUUAUUUCUUUGCUUUGUUCCUGAUCUCGAUCUUAAUUCACAUAUAUGCGUUGGUCUUUUAUAUUUCUUGACUUUGCUUAUUUUGCAUUAAUUUUCUUAUUCUUGCGCGCUGUCUGUUUAUCUGUCUCAACAACAUACAAGUAUACCCUCUCACCUUUCUUUUUUAUUGUAUUUAUCUGACCAUCUGCAGGUCAUGGUCCGUUAUUAAAAAUCUUCAUUCUACAAAUAUUUCGUCACUUCAGGGACGAACCAUCGAGGAAUUCAUUCAAAAAUCAACAGUGCUGUCAAGAAAAUACGAAAAAACUAUGUUAUUUGUAAAAGACUAAAAAUACUACUCUACAUCCCACCAGACCGAAAACAAUGGGAACCUUCUCUGGUUACACCUCCGAGGCUUCUACAAUUUGCAAGCCAUAACGGAUGCUGAGACUAAGGAAGAUGAGGGAAUUCUACAAUUUAUAAUUCACGUCACAUCUGCUCAGCGCGGUAAAGUUCCAACGAGAAUGGUUCCUUCGUACUCCAAUCAGAGUAAACAUGUAAAUCAAAAAUGAAUAACCAUUUUCAAUUUCGUGGCAACACGAAACUUCAACCGCAUUAUAUUCUAGUUCAAUCAGAGAGUGCAGCAAGCAUCUCUACCGGUUUCGAAACUUAUUAGUCUCUCAUCAGGAGGCAUAUAUGAUGCUCUCUCUGACCCAACCAGGACAAACCCCGGCGUGCAGUCCCUCAUUGCAACGGAUGAAAUGACAGGGAUGCCCUAGCGGCAACGGCUAGCAAAAGACUAAGUUUUCGAUCUAAUAGCACAUAAAAUAUUACCAAAAAUACUACUCUACAUCCCACCAGAUCGAAAACAAUGGAAACCUUCUCUGGUUAUACCUACGAGGCUUCUAUUUUUGGUAUUAUUUUAUGUGCUAUUAGAUCGAAAACUUAGUCUUUUGCUAGCAGUUGCCGCUAGGGCAUCCCUGCCAUUUCGUUCGUUGCAAUGCGGGACUGCACGCCGGUGUUUGUCCUGGUUGGGUCAGAGAGAGCAGCCUAUGUGCUAGAGCAGCAUAUAUGUUAUAUGUGUAAUUGUAUAUAUCAUGA
Molecule: messenger RNA, 2648 nt
Organism: Diabrotica virgifera virgifera (western corn rootworm)
Lineage: Eukaryota; Metazoa; Arthropoda; Insecta; Coleoptera; Chrysomelidae
Product: gastrula zinc finger protein XlCGF58.1-like
Exons: 2
Coding region: 836-1162 (108 amino acids)
Source: RefSeq, a predicted model, not a curated record